This is a messenger RNA of Amphibalanus amphitrite, 3542 nucleotides long. RefSeq names its product protein SCAI-like. The record is from RefSeq and is a predicted model, not a curated record. Gene Ontology annotation, cellular component: nucleus. Lineage: Eukaryota; Metazoa; Arthropoda; Thecostraca; Balanomorpha; Balanidae. Gene Ontology annotation, biological process: DNA-templated transcription. The transcript has 14 exons. Gene Ontology annotation, molecular function: transcription corepressor activity. The coding region runs from base 234 to 1964 and encodes 576 amino acids.
AUAAAUACGAUCGUGACAUUUUGCGCCAGUUUCGUACACAUUUCAAGCAGAAGUGUUUUGGCUCAUUCCUAUGGCUCGUUCAACACAAGGCCCUAUAUACCGUUCAACAGUGAGCUAAGAAGAUUUUAGCUCCCCUUAAUUUGGUGAAGUUUGUGAGCCAAUUACUGUGGAUUUUGGGUUUAUUAAAUCUUAAUUUUUUUCACAGCAAGGCCUUCACAGUUAAAUUGUGCAGAAUGGCAGCUGACAUGGAUGAGCAUGAAACCAAGAUUGUGAAUGAGUUUUGUCAUCAGCUUGAAAAAUCAAAACAGCUUUUCAAUGGCCUCAGGGAUCUGCCGCAGUAUGGCCACAGGCAGUGGCAGUCCUACUUUGGCAAAACAUUCGACGUUUACACGAAACUAUGGAAGUUUCAGCAGCAGCACAGGCUGGUGCUGGACCACAAAUAUGGACUGAAGCGGUGGCAGAUCGGCGAGAUCGCUUCCAAGAUCGGACAGCUCUACUACCAUUAUUACCUGCGGACCAGUGAAACAAACUACCUAAACGAGGCUUACUCGUUCUACUCGGCCAUCCGUGGCCGGGCCUACUACAGUCGCACCAACAAGGACGACAACCGGCCAGAUAUGAUGGUGAAGAAGCUGCGGUACUACGCUCGCUUCGUGGUCGUCUGUCUGCUGCUGAAGAAGAUGAAACUAGUCAAGGAUCUUGUCAGGGAGCUGGGCCGGCACGUGGAGGAGUACACGAGCACUUACAAGCCCGAGGAUCAGCUCGAGUGGUCGAUGGUGCUCAGUGAGAUCCACUCGUUCAUUGAGGCCGACAGUGUCGUCAGCGUGCUCGACGUGGACUCGAACCACGUCGUGCUCUCGCACAGGCUGGACCCGCUGACGGUACCGCCCGUGGAGCGUACCCCCUCCAUGUGUCUCUCACUGCAGGAGAUUCUGGUGGUGGGCAACUGCGCCGAGCAGGCCAAGUUCAGCGAGCUCACCAUCGACAUGUUCCGGAUGCUGCAGACGCUGGAACGGGAGCCUCAGGAGGAUGGGCUGCACAACAGCUGCGAAACGUCGCCCAACUCGGCGCGCACGCCCUACGAGAACGGCGACUCCGGCCGGACGGUGGGGAAGCGGGAGAACCCGCACAAGUACCUGCUGUACAAGCCCACCUUCAGCCAGCUGAUGGCCUUCCUGGCCUCCGGCUUCAAAGAACUGCCGGCCAACGGCGCCAUGCUGCUGUACCUAUCGGCCGACGGCAGCUUCUCGACGCCGAAACACAACGACGACCCCGGCUACGACUUCGGCGGCGUGGUCACCAACAGCAAAAAGGAGCUGGAUACGCAGGGCCGCUGGCAGGUGAUGAUCAAGGACCUGCACUGUUUCUACCCGGGCGACCUGCAGCCGUUCACGCGAAAACCGCUGUUCGUGAUCGCCGACUCCAACAACUCGGUGGUGUUCCAAAAUGUGCCCAACUACUUCGGCCAGACGCUGGUCAUUCUGAUGUCGCCCCAGUACGUGCCAGAGGCGUACCAAGAGGAGCAGUCCAAGGGCAGUCUGUUCACCCUGUUCCUGCACUCGCCUCUGAUGGCGCUCUGCUUCAUCUUCAACCUGGCCAGCCUGCGCGGCCACGUCUGGGACAAGGGUCAGGCGAUAGUGAAUCGUUUCAUGGCGGAGGCUGCACGGCUCGUCACCAGCUGUCGCUCCAUCGACCCUGCCUACAUCCAGUUCUUCGGUGACGACUUUCUGCGACUGCUGUUGCUGCGCUACAUCUUCUGCGUUGUGGUGCUGCGGUACCACUGCGCCUUCAAGGGGUGCCAGUACCAGCCGCGGGCGCAGCCGGCGCUGCCCGAGUCGGGCCUGCUCGACCAGCCGAGCCUGCACAAGCUGCUGGUGGAGCUGGCCUCGCUGCUGGACAGCCGCCACCUGCUGCUGCAGCCGCUGCCGAGUCCCAAGGCCACGCCGCCGAUCGCGCAGGCCUGAUCGCCCCGCCCGGCCAGCCCGGCGGCCGGCGCCGCCCCCUGACCAACCUAUCGGGCCGGCUCCGGUGGGACACACCGUGCAGGUAGGCGUCUCGAGAGCAGCCCCGCCUCUUCCCAGAACAGACACCUCUGUCCAGAACAGACCUGUCUUUCUCCCCAUGCAGGACAGGCCUCUAUGCAGGACAGACCCCUCUGUGCAGGACAGGUCCCUCUGUGCAGGACAGGCCCCUCUGUGCAGGACAGGUCGUCCCUCCAGAGCAGGAGCAGGUCCACUCCUCUCCAGAGCCAUCCUGUCUAGUCCACCGGUGUCCAAACUGGUGUUUCUGAGCAGACUCGCCUGUGUCCAGAGCAGCCUGCCUCUGUCCAGAGUUAUGCCCAGUCUGUCCAUAGCAGGGCCUCUGUCCAGAGCGGGAUAUUCUGUCGGCGUGUCAGGCUCGCGGAGUCGUGUCCGUGUGUGUGUGUGUGUGUGUGUCCGUCUGUGAGGCCGCCCGUGAGAAGCGCAGCCCGCCGCGGGCUGUCCCGGGACUCUGCUGCACAAACUGGUCAGCCAGGUGGAGCGGAGCAGCCGAGUGCUUCUGUGCGUCCCUUCGAGACGAGUGAUUGCGUAGAUCUCACGUUGCACAGGUAUUACACCGAUGUGGUAUUACGUUUCGAGCUUAAUUUAUCAUAGAGGUGAUGUGACCAGGCGUUUCGUUUUUUACGGAGAAGCUUUGGCUUUAGUCAUACUCAGUUUGUUUACGUCGCUGUUUGUUUCUUGUUUGUCAGUAGCAGCUAUUACAGGCGCCACUGUGUAGGGCGCCGUGUGCCGUCAUACCGAUGACAGCGAUUGAGAAAUGAUGUCCGGUUCGCUGUCAGACUUUGGAGACUUUUCGACUUGGCCGAGAGAAAGUUUGUCAUUUUGCUGAUAGUCUAGCGGAAGUGAAAGCGGGUUUUAGUCAGGUCUCUCGCCAGUUCCUGCUUAGCGAGAUAGUUCUCGUAAGAGAUUGCUUAGCUUCAGUAGUGUUACAUUCCAGCGGUAACGUCCGAACGUUAACGCUACAUUCGUCGUAGACUUUGUUACGCAGCUUUGGAAUACCUUAGCCUCGUUUGGAGUCAUAUCAACUCUCGAUUCGAUCGCAGUAUUCCGGCAUCUGGUCGGUGUUCAGAACGUGAAUUGAUCCGAUCUAUAUUGUUCAGGAUGUGUAUUGUUUGAAAAGUGUUGAGAUUGUGGAGAUGGCUUGUUCCUAUGUUCAUGGUGCAAAGUUCAGUUUCGUGAUAGGGGCGCUGUUUCGCCUGCAAGUAUUUGCGCAGCCUCCGGUCAGUAUUAAGUUCAAAUGAUUUGUUAUUUGUUUUACUGCCAGCCACCCUCCCCACACCGCGAGUUCAUACCCUGAUGAUGCUUUGGUGCACCCCUUUGAUUCGCCGCCGGUCGCCGUCUGUUUUGUAUUGCCCGCGGUCAGCUGACCCGCUCCUGGCUGCGUGUCUGUACCGUUUGCUCGGUCCCGCCGGCCCCGCACACAUCUGACACGGCCGGAGGCGCGGUCUGUGUCCCCCGUGUCCCCCCACCGGCGCGCGCCCGUACAAUACACGGCUUUCCAGG